Molecule: messenger RNA, 753 nt
Organism: Penicillium griseofulvum
Lineage: Eukaryota; Fungi; Ascomycota; Eurotiomycetes; Eurotiales; Aspergillaceae
Exons: 2
Coding region: 1-753 (250 amino acids)
Source: RefSeq, a predicted model, not a curated record
AUGUCUCCUGAAAAGACCAAUCCAGGUCUCCGCGACCGUUCGGUUAACCUCCCACGUGCUUCUUGGGAUGAUCCCUCCCAUGGCCAGCCUCUGGCUCUUACUCAGCCAGAACGGCAAAAGCGGGACGAGCUUGCAAAGAAAACGUGUGCGCAUAUCGUGCCACACAAGCUCAACGGCUCUAGCGCGCUUGAACAUUCCUGGGGGUGGCUCGAAAGCUUCUGGGGCAAUUAUCGGGUGACGAAAUGGAAAGCUGAGCUACUUGACGGCCUGAACCACCGGGGUCUAUUCAAUACCGAACAGGUGAAGUACCUGAUUACCCUUGGAAGCCAAGAGCAUAACUAUUGGGAUAACUGCAUAUUCACUUUCCGUCCUAUAAGGACCUACCAGCAGAACACUAAAAUGGAUAUUGCGUUCCAUCUGUUACCUCUUCGCGAAGAUGAAAAGCGGACCGACUACAUCCCCGCCCUCUCCCACCCGUAUCCGAGUCACCCCCAAGGAUACAACACAUCGCCAGGCGGAAAUAGAUAUCUGUUUCAUUGCGAGACGUUUGGCGUGAUUUCCUCUCGGUCCAUUUUCACCAUCACCACGGCAAACCCAAUAACUCACCCACUGCCAUCCGAAGAGCUCCUUACGAUGCGAUGGAAUCUGACUCGGAUCGCUAUUAUGCAAGGAGCUGGUGAAGACGAGGAUAGUGAAAUGGACUCCGACGGUGAUUCCGUCGCCAUUGAAUCAGACUCAAGGUUCCCGGAUUAA